AUGAAUGGAGAUGCGGGCGACUGCUGGAUCUGGAUUGUCUCGGUGGAUGGGAUAGACGUCGUGAACGGUCUUGAAGUCUCGCAAUCGCAGUGGAGCUUGUUCCGAUCUACUGAUGCCGAAGGGCGGCUGCAACUGGCCCGCCUCGGGAGGUUUGCAGCGCUGCGGUUCAGUUCAGGCCUGAGUGUCGGCUCACGUGACACACCUCCUUCUUUUGGCAAAGCCAAGGACAAUCAAGACAAAAAGGCAAAGAAAAGUCAAGAAACCACCGCAAUCAUGGACAACGAAGUACUGGACCAACUCGAACGCAAGCCGUCCCGUAAAUCCGUUGCCUUCACCGACGAGCAACUCGUAGUCGAGACCGACGGCUCAAUAACCAUCAUGAGUGCUGUCGAGGAACCCAAGGAGACGGCUCAGUCACACACGCCUCGUACGCCGCCUCUGUCUGCCGCCCUCGAAGCAUUUGCUGAUACUUCAUCUCAAGCCGCCGCCGACGAACUUGCCCCUCCCGAAGAUGGCGGCCUUGACUUGUCUCUCCUGAAAAAGAAGAAGAAGAAGAAGAAGGUUGAGGGCGUCGACGCCGAUGCCGAUGCUGAGGAUGGCGCCGCCCCCGCCGAAGAUGGAGGUCUCGACCUGACCAUGAAGAAGAAGAAGAAGAAGGUCAAGAAGGCCGAAGGUGCUGAGGAAGAUGAGUUCACUGCCAAGCUGAAGCAGCUCGAGGUUAAGGACGCCGAAGAGGCCGAGGAGGCAGCUCAGGAGGAUGAGGGUGACAUGGAGACUGGCACCGGUGUCUGGACCCACGAUGAGUCCAAGACUAUCCCCUAUACCAUGCUGCUCUCCCGCUUCUUCACCGUCCUAUCACAAAAGAACCCCGACCACUCGCUCAGCGGCACCAAGAGCUACAAGAUUCCCCCUCCUCAGUGCAUGCGUGAAGGCAACAGGAAAACUGUCUUUGCCAACAUUGCCGACAUCAGCAAGCGCAUGAAGCGAACUGAAGAACAUCUCACCGCCUACCUGUUUGCCGAGUUGGGCACAAACGGCUCCGUUGACGGAAAUAGGAGAUUGGUCAUCAAGGGUCGAUUCCAGCAGAAGCAGAUUGAGAACGUCGUCAGAAAAUACAUCAUCGAGUACGUUACCUGCAAAACAUGCAGGUCCCCCGAUACCGAGCUCAACAAGGGUGAGAACCGUCUCUACUUCAUCACCUGCAACAACUGCGCUUCACGACGAAGUGUCACGGCCAUCAAGACGGGCUUCUCUGCCCAGAUCGGCAAGAGAAAGAAGAUGCAGGGUUAA
Trichoderma aggressivum f. europaeum is the source of this 1290-nucleotide messenger RNA. RefSeq lists its product as uncharacterized. Gene Ontology annotation, cellular component: eukaryotic translation initiation factor 2 complex. The record is from RefSeq and is a predicted model, not a curated record. The transcript has 5 exons. Gene Ontology annotation, molecular function: mRNA binding; translation initiation factor binding; translation initiation factor activity. Gene Ontology annotation, biological process: formation of translation preinitiation complex; formation of cytoplasmic translation initiation complex; translational initiation. NCBI's taxonomy places the organism in Eukaryota, Fungi, Ascomycota, Sordariomycetes, Hypocreales, Hypocreaceae. The coding region runs from base 1 to 1290 and encodes 429 amino acids.